CAACUGCAUAAACAAAUCCCCCUGGUUUGUUUACCUCUCGGAGAAAGCAAAAGACUCUCUCUGGCUUGUGCGGAGGGACAACUCCAUAGAUAGUUUCAGCUGGGAAUCGAUUUGUGAAAUUGGAUUUGGACAAUGGACGUGAUCAAGACGCAGCAAAUCUCGGCUCGCUCGAUCGAGAAGGUGAUAGUCCACCCCCUGGUGCUCCUGAGCAUCGUCGACCACUACAACAGAGUCGCUCGCGACACCAAGAAACGCGUCGUCGGCGUCUUGCUCGGGAGCACCUUCAAAGGAACCGUCGACGUCUCCAACAGCUACGCAGUUCCUUUUGAGGAAGAUGACAAGGAUCCAAGCAUCUGGUUUCUUGACCACAAUUACCAUGAAGCGAUGUUUUCCAUGUUCAGGAGGAUAAAUGCGAAGGAGCAUGUUGUAGGGUGGUAUAGCACUGGACCAAAGCUACGGGAAAAUGACCUCAAUGUUCAUGGUCUAUUCAAUGAUUAUGUUCCUAAUCCUGUUUUGGUCAUAAUUGAUGUUCAACCUAAAGAGAUGGGAAUUCCAACUAAAGCUUACUAUGCUGUUGAAGAGGUUAAAGAGAAUGCCACACAGAAAAGCCAGAAGGUCUUUGUGCAUGUGCCUUCAGAGAUUGCGGCUCAUGAAGUUGAGGAAAUUGGUGUUGAGCACUUGCUCAGGGACGUGAAGGAUACAACCAUUAGCACCCUUGCAACAGAGGUGACUGGGAAACUUGCAGCCCUGAAGGGGUUGGAUGCCCGACUUCAAGAGAUACGCUGUUAUCUUGACCUUGUUAUUGAUAAAAAGCUUCCUUUAAACCAUGAGAUUCUGUGCCAUUUACAGGAUGUAUUUAACCUACUUCCAAAUCUCAACGUGGCUGAACUAAUCAAAGCUUUUGCCGUGAAAACAAAUGAUAUGAUGUUGGUUAUUUAUCUUUCUUCCCUCAUCCGAAGUGUAGUCGCCCUCCAUAACUUGAUCAACAACAAGAUGCUGAACAAAGAACAUGAAAAGGCAGAAGACUUGAAGCCAGUUGCUGUGCCUGCCGCAGCCGGAAGCUAAGCAGGGAGAUUUUAUCCUCCUUGAAGUUUCAGUCGGAGGUGUUAUAUCCCAGGCGACAGUUGUGCACGGACUUUGGAAUCCUCUACCUCGGACAAUUUCCUACCGUUGUAUUAACUUUUCACAGGAUCGUAGAGUUUUUCGCUCAUACAAACAUGCAGCCCUUUUUUUUUUUUAAUCAAGUUUCGACCUGUGUUUUGUGUGUAAUGCUCAGUUAGUGAUCGCAAAGCUCUUAGCUUAUUAGUUGAAGGCAAGUCUACAUGAACCAAAAUUAGCAUCUGCAGCACAUUCCUCUUUUAUAUACACUGAGAAGUAACUUUCUUGGUCU
Rhododendron vialii is the source of this 1390-nucleotide messenger RNA. RefSeq names its product 26S proteasome non-ATPase regulatory subunit 7 homolog A. Bases 133 to 1065 code for a protein of 310 amino acids. The record is from RefSeq and is a predicted model, not a curated record. Gene Ontology annotation, biological process: proteasome-mediated ubiquitin-dependent protein catabolic process. Gene Ontology annotation, cellular component: proteasome regulatory particle; proteasome complex. The transcript is spliced from 10 exons. Lineage: Eukaryota; Viridiplantae; Streptophyta; Magnoliopsida; Ericales; Ericaceae. Gene Ontology annotation, molecular function: metallopeptidase activity; protein binding.